Camelina sativa (false flax) is the source of this 558-nucleotide messenger RNA. Lineage: Eukaryota; Viridiplantae; Streptophyta; Magnoliopsida; Brassicales; Brassicaceae. The record is from RefSeq and is a predicted model, not a curated record.
UUUUUUCUUUGAUGGUUCUUUUGUUUGGUGAUAGUUUCAUGGAGAGCUAGAUUCUGUAUCUGGGGCCCCAAGUUACUUCUGUGCGAUGAUGAGACACUAUUUCCCUGAGGUUUCAACAGGCCUUGCGGUAGGACUGCAUUAUGAUAAGCGCCAAAAGCUUCGGUGUCUUCUACGCGGGAAAAAAGAGUUUCCUGUGAGAACUGAUAAGCAUGUAACCUUUAAUAUUAAAGGGCGGUGUGAUCUUGAUCAAGACUUGAAUCAGAAGAACCCUAAAGGAGCUGCAGAAUUUGCCUGGAACAUUAUGAAUUUUAAGGAAGAUCAAGAUGUACGGAUCAAAGUUGGCUACGAAAUGUUUGGAAAGGUUCCUUAUCUGCAGAUUAGAGAAAACAACUGGACUCUCAACGCAAACAUGAAGGGAAAAUGGAACUUGCGGUAUGACCUGUAACUGCGUUUAGUUUUUUCAUCAUCAUCAUCAUUUGAGAAAUGUAUUUGAUACCACUACCAAUGAACACAUUUUAAUUCUAUCAAUUAAUUCAAAUUCAGAAAUCUUCCAGAUCA